GUGACCAACUCGGUAUCCAUUCCGGACGUCAUUGCUUGCUGCUUUGCUGAUUUACGUUGAGGUUAAGGCUAAACUUUGCUUUUUCGCACUUUUCUCAUCGAAGAUCCAACGAUCGAUGCAACGAUCCAACAGCCAAUGGUUUCAUUGCGGGCAGCACCGCACCACAUCUACAUGUAUCUGCAGCCAUGAUGUUUAUGUCGAGGAUGCUGUUACCCCGUUACCAUCGUCCCAUCUCUCGAUUAUCAUCAGUAACUAUUACAAGAUUUCCAUUGCCGUUUCGGCGUCAUGCCACAGGUAGCUUGAGGAACUCGAGUUUGCUUCCAAGGCGGAUACCCCAACAACGAACGAGAAAACACAACAUUAAAGGCAGACGCCUCAGUCAAAAAGGAGAACAAAACAACGACAAAGGUUUCUGGAAUGGAUGGAAAGAUGAUAUGGUUCAAGAGCUACGAGAAAUUCGAAACGGGAUCAAGGAUUUGACCUGGAAAGAAUGCCAAGAAAUGGCUCGUGAUUCUGGCAUUUUGCUCUACCGAUUGGCACUGGCUUAUGGAUGCUACUAUUUUAUCAACGAAUACGGAUUCUUUUUGGUUAUGUGUGACGGACCAUCCAUGCUACCCACAAUGCAGUCAUUCGGAGAGAUUAUACUGGUAGAACGUAUCACACCCAAGUUAUACGGGAUGCAAGGCGGUUGUGCCACCCAGGAACGAAUUCAAUCUGCCAGGCAACUGCAACGGGAACACUCCAAUCCAAGUGAAUGGCAUCAACCGUACAUACCCAUCAAUGAAAUGCCCCAAGAGGGGAAAUGGACUCGAUUAUUCAGCAAUAUACGAACGGGCAUUUCCGUGGGAGACAUUGUUGUUGCAGAGAAUCCAUUAAAACCUGGCACAGUCUGCAAGCGGGUCAUUGGUCUACCAGGAGAUGAAAUCAUUCUGAAACGAAGCCAGUUUACAGCAUCACACUUUUUAGGACGAACUGCGAGAGCCACAGCACGACAACGGAAACGUCUCAAAAAGGUUCCUGACGGACAUGUUUGGCUCGAAGGAGACAAUAGCAUGAACUCCAAUGAUUCUCGCAACUACGGCACAGUGCCUGCCUCUAUGAUUUUGGGUCGGGUCAUCCUUCGGGUUUGGCCUCCAUCAGCUGGGGCUAUACUGGAACGAGCUAUGGGUCCACAGUCAGCAUCCAACAUGGGAGCGCCACGUUGGAGCUCACAGGCAAGCUCGGUACUACCGGCGGGUUAUGACGGACAGAGAAUCGUCAAGAAGUACAGGGAAACUAAAAAGGAACAGCAUUGACGACGAAAAAGGUGACUUGUAGUGCCAUCAUGUAGACUUGCAGCUGGUUAUUCUGACUUCUAGCUAGAAGGAGAGUAAUCUCAGAUCCGUCAUUAUGAACACAAAUCACAUUAGAAAGUGUGGGUGCUUGAGCGUUAUUUGGAAAAGCUACUGGUGUUGUCAAAGUUGGAUGGCGGACCCAGGACACUUGAAUCGUCACUCGUCGCAGCUAUCCACCAAACCACGUCGAGGGACGAAACAAGCUAGCUAGCCAAGGAUAUCGUGACUGUUGUAAACAAUUUGUGUCUGUUUUUCAAGAUCUAGCUAGAGUAUUAUUGUCUGAGAAUCAAGU
This is a messenger RNA of Seminavis robusta, 1626 nucleotides long. NCBI's taxonomy places the organism in Eukaryota, Bacillariophyta, Bacillariophyceae, Naviculales, Naviculaceae. The record is from the annotation of a GenBank genome assembly.